This is a messenger RNA of Aricia agestis (brown argus), 4347 nucleotides long. RefSeq names its product activated Cdc42 kinase-like (gene Ack-like). Lineage: Eukaryota; Metazoa; Arthropoda; Insecta; Lepidoptera; Lycaenidae. Gene Ontology annotation, biological process: protein phosphorylation. The record is from RefSeq and is a predicted model, not a curated record. The transcript is spliced from 29 exons. Gene Ontology annotation, molecular function: ATP binding; protein tyrosine kinase activity; protein binding. The coding region runs from base 136 to 3474 and encodes 1112 amino acids.
AAUACUUGUCUAAUUUGUGAUUACUUUUAUAAAACUUUUCACGCAAAAUGUGUAUCAAAUAUUGUACACUAAUGUAGUCCACAAUUAUUCUGACGUUAAGAUCAUGUAAUGUAAUGACCCAGUCCUGCUUCAAAAAUGGAAACCAAACUCAACGAUCAAGAAUCUCUUCGAGAGUUUCUAGAGGAAGCAGAAUUGAUGCAUUAUUUCGAGUUAUUCAGGGACAUAUUGAAAGUGGGUAAACCAUCUCAAUUGAAGUAUGUGGCCUUAGAGGACCUGGCCCAGAUCGGCCUCUCGAAACCCGAACAGAGGAGGUACAAGAAGAUAUACUCGAAGCAUUACCCGAAUACUUAUAUUACGAGGCUGAAGAAGUUGCUACAUGUCCAUAAGAAAAAUGAGGAGAUACACAGCUACAGGCGAGAGAUCGUCGUGUCCAAUGAUGAGCCGGAGUUGAAGUUAUCGAAGCACAUAAUAUCCAUAGAGGAUAUCACCAUUAACAAGGAGCUUGGUAUGGGACAGUUCGGCGUCGUCCAACAGGGUACUUGGUCUACAGGACGACAAAGGAUACAGGUAGCGAUAAAAUGUCUGGGCCACGAGCGGAUGACGUCCAACUCGACCGAGUUCCUCAAGGAAGCGGCGGUGAUGCACAGUGUUGAGCACGACAAUAUUGUGCGGCUGUACGGCGUUGUGCUACAUCUGGACUCGCUCAUGCUGGUAACGGAGCUGGCACCCCUGCGUUCUUUACUCGAGUGUCUACGCGAGGUGACCCUCCGCAGCAACUUCCCGGUCUCGACUCUGUGUGACUUCGCCUCGCAGAUCUGCAAUGGAAUGUCUUACCUGGAGCAGAAGCGAUUGAUACACAGGGACCUAGCAGCUCGUAAUAUACUAGUGUUCAGCAAGAACAAAGUGAAGAUUUCCGACUUCGGCCUCUCCCGCGCGCUCGGCGCCGGCAAAGACUACUACCAGACAAACUACAACGUCAAUCUCAAGUUGCCAGUCGCGUGGUGUGCGCCCGAAUGCAUAUUGUACCUUCGUUUCACGUCAGCGAGUGAUGUGUGGGCUUACGGAGUGUGUCUCUGGGAGAUGUUCACCUACGGCUUUCAGCCCUGGGUGGCCUUCUCCGGACAGCAGAUACUCGAAGCCAUCGAUGCGCCUAAAUAUCAGCGGUUAGAGCGGCCUGAAUGUUGUCCGGACACGUACUACGAGUUGAUGCUAGAAUGCUGGGCGCAUAAUCCGGCAGAUCGACCUAGAUUCAAGGACAUCGCUUCCAGACUAGAAACCAUGGCACCUGAAAGGGUAAUUGCUAUAACCGACUACAAGAAGCCAGAGGGGGGUCGUCGCCAAGGCUUCCUCGAGUUCAAGGCCGGACAGAUCUUUACUGUUGUUGGCAAAGAGCGAUUCACAAAAUCGGCGAUGUGGUAUGGUUCGAUCCAUGGCGGCUCGUGCGGUCUGUUCGACCCCGCACUCACUAAACCAUACUUGGAACACGAGCGCUUCCCAAGUCUGUCUCCGAAUCGUGGUUGUCUCCGUGCGUCAUUAAUGCGAUCAGACUCGAAACGGCAGACCAAGCGCAUAGACCGCAGUAUGAUAUCCGGCCCGCAGCCCGACGUGCGUCAUACCGGACAUGUUGGACUCGACGGCGCGUACUUCGGGAAUGUGCCUCUCCUGGAGUCUCCACUGUCGCCGCUGUCACGUCCUGCACGACCGACAACUACCUACCGCGUGGACGACGCAGAACCGUUGCUACCGCAGUCGCCAUCCCAUGUAACUGGUUCUACUACACCGUACCCGCUGCUCAGCCCAUCGCGAGAUAACGCCGGUGAUACUAUUACACAGACCGAGACUCUGAAGACUAAAGUUCUGAUGAAGGCGCUCAAGAGUGUGUCCGAGCCGACAACCAGCAAGAGUCUCUUCAACAAGGUGAAGUACGCGACUUUGGGCCGCUCGGCUAAGAACGACGCGGCUGCUGCCAAGCCGGCCGACGAGCACGAGUACCACGAAAUAUCAGACACUGACACUGAAAGCAUUGCAGCUGAAAUAGCACGUUCCGGCAGUUACCCCAAUAGCCCUGGACCAAACAUUCUAUCCGGGGAUUUUGAACUGGCUUUACUUAAACAAGUUAACGAUAUGUUGAGCAGCAUCAAUUCAGAGGACAAUGAAGUGGUAAAGAAGGAAGAAACAAAAGAAGAUAAAAAGGAAGAGAAGCGUGAAGAGAAAAGUCACGAGAAAGAAGAAAAAAAACUCGAGGAAGCAGCGGCUAAAGCGAGUUGUAGCGAUGACACUUGCACCAUGAAGCCGAUGUCUUCGCACGAUCUGAAGACCCUCGAUACAGCGUGCGCCAUGGCCAACGAGUUAACCUCCAAAUCGAUGAACGGCAUGGAGGCUCAAUCUCCCGGGCCGGCGAGCGACAGGCGGUUCCAAUUCAAACGAGCUCUGUCCUCGCUGCAGAACUUCGCUCACCACGACAAUUGCAAGGAGAGUUACAUGAGGCGGCCGGGGCGGCGAAAUUUCAGCGACGAAGCGAGGAGCGUCCCAGACAUUCAGGCUACAUUAACAGAGGAGAGUCGCCGCGCGUACGAGAGCCUGAUAGAGCAGCCGCCGCCGCUGAUGACGCUGGCCGUGGACGCCGCCAUGAGCCAGGCCAGGAUGCAGCACCUCCGCCUGUACACGCCGGAGCCCUGCCAGACCACCUGCCAGUCGCAGUCGAAGACCCUGCCGAGACCGGCCACGAUGCCGAAGCCCGCGCCGAGACCACCCAACGACUUCAGGUCCAUGCCGAAGCCGAUCAUGAAGACUUUGAAGCCCAGACUACCGACACCUCCCUCCAGUGAUGAUGACGAUGAAGAUUCAUCACUAGCGGUGCCGAAUCGCAGCAGCAAGCCGCAGCUGGUCGACCGGCCGCGCCACGUGCGCCGUCACCCGCUGCGUGACACACCGGACGACAGCGGUCUGCCGCCGCACGUCAACAUCUACCAGAAUACGCGACCUGAACUGGAGCCGACACAAAUAAUCCCGAUAGACGAGUUCAUAGCUAACCCGUUCGAAGUGGAUGUGCCGCUCGACAGCUCCAACCCGUUCGGCCCCUACGUCAUCCGACACGACAGCCUCGACGAAGACGACGAACCCAUUUUCGAGGAGGUGGAGCUGAGGAAGACUAGCGAUCGCAGAGAGCACGUAUCAGUCGAAGAUCUACUGGAGUUCGCAGAUCACAAGCCGACUUCGCAGGAGCGCGGAGUCGAGUCCGACGAAGUGAGAAUCAUGUGCAAGGUCCUCAAUAAUCAGGUGUCACCGGAGCUAUGUCUGGAGGCUCUCAAAUCCUGCGGCUGGAACAUUCACUCCGCCAUCAAGCUGUCACGCGUCAAAAUGGCAAUCUUUGGCAAAGCUGAGGCCACGGACAAGCAAUGUCUCGAGAUCCUCGAGCAAGCGGCGGGCGACUGCGCCAAAGCCGCUGCACUCAUCAUUGAGGGUUGUGAAUGAAAUACAAGCCAGUCAAAGUGGCUCUGCCACUUUGAUUGGCGAAAACUCUUUUAAUUGGGUAGCCGUUGGGGCAUUGAUAUUUAUAGAUCUGGUGAAUCUAAGAGCUCUAUCUCGACUCAUAUAUUAUAUAUUGUUAUUUGUAGCUUGAAAAGCUAUUCAGUUUUAAGGAUAUUGAAGCUAUGUUUUGCUUAGUAUGUUUAAUGUUCUCAGGAAGCUAAGCUCAGCUCAGGAAGUUAAGGUGAAGAAAAAACUUUAAUUAACUCAGCGAAUUGUAUAUAGAAUAUCUAGAUCAACGUGUUAGUUUAGUUUAAAAUUAUUAUAACUGUAGCCGUUUGUAUUUGGAAUCUGAUAUUUUUGGCUGGUGCCAAAUUUUAGUGUCAAUUGACACUUUUGCUUAUUGAUAUUAUCAAGAUUAUAAAAUCUUAAGAUUACAAAAAUCAUGAUUAUCUUUUCGAAUAGGUUUGCUAUGAGUCAAGACUGAUGAAUGGAAUGAGGGACUGUGAUGUAUGUUUUGGAAAUGAAUCUAGUUAUCUAUAAUAUUUAACUCUGUGUCAAUAUGCCAAGCCUUACCCGGGUCAAGGGUGGUACGUAGAACAUUUCUAAAUUCGUGUAUAAGAUAGUUUUAAAUCCCAGCUCAAACAGCGGGCACUGAAAUCGUGCAAACGAUUCCAGUCGUAGUAUAGUAGCUAUAAGUAUUUCUAGUGAUGAGUGAUGACGGAUGAUCAUGAUGAGUGAUGACAGUCAGCGGUAGUAUUCAGGGUUUCCGUUUGACGAGGAUUUGGAAACUUCAUCAGAAACUAAAUGGUGAGUUUCCGAUUCUAAGCAGAACGGGAAUUGUGAAAAGCCUCAAAUUUAGAUGAUUAUAUACAAAUA